AUGCGUUCCUCAUUCAUCCUUGCAUGUCUACUGGCUCUCGCAUGCAUCUCUACAGCAUCAAUCGACGUCUGUGCCGCUGCCGUCGGGGACCAGGCUCCAGAAGUCAUAUUCCCCCAAAACUCGCAUUUCGCCGUCCUGCUCAAGCCUCUUCGUGGUGUCAUCGACGCCUUCUUCAAACGACUCCCACUCAAGAAGAAGAAGGAGACUGAGCGCCAGCCUUGGUCAAUCACCACCUAUCCGACCUACGCUCACAAGACCGACGAUGGCUGGAGAGCACAUAUCCACGGCAACCUCCAUCACCGACAGCCUUACGACGACAACCAGUUGAACAAGCUCCUCAAGAGUUUCCUCAUCCGCACUCGUCUUGAAGAAAAGAAAUGGAAGAUCUGGCAAAGCGGCUACCGCACACUCAACGAUACCGAGCUCGCACAGGGAAGGCCCAUCGCGCAUGAAGUCGCCUCAGUGCCCAUCUGCCAUGGUACAAUAGGCGCCGUCGUCGAUGCCUGCGAUGAAGGCUCCAUUCUUCCGAUCGCCACCAACCAAGAAGGCUCGUUCUAUGGAACAACCACUGUAUCCGACUCAUGUGCUCUCGCAAACAACAAGAGCAACAUCGACAUUCCCUCCCAGCAGUUCACUCUCGUCCCUUGCAACCUCCGCAGCGGCAUUGACGAGAAUGUCAAGAACUCUGCGGGGGUCUUGUUCGUCCCUCCAACAGGUGUCACCAUCAUUGCCGACCUAGAUGACGUACUGCGUGUCACCAACGUAUGGAACGUGAAGCAGGCACUCUUGAAUGUUUUCGUCCGUCCAUUCACUGCAUGGAGAAACAUGCCUGACGUUUUGUAUGAUCUCAAGGCACGCAUCGAGGCCGAAGGCCAGAAUGUGCACUUCCAUUAUCUGACAGAUGCUCCCGAGGCUAUUUCAAGCUCUUACAUCGAUCACAUCUUCGACAUGUAUCCCAAAGGAUCUUUCGACUUCCGUCCAAUGAACUUCACCAAGACCCGAGAGAUGAUUCAUGCCCGUCAAUACAACGUGAAAAGACUCAUGGAGAGCUUUCCAAGCCGAAGAUUCAUCUCAAUUGGGGACACCACCAACGCCAUGGGCAGGUUUCCCAAAGACAUGAACGAUUUCUAUCCUCGCAUCCAAUGCAUCCUUGUCCGAGAUGUCUCAGCUACAGAGAGGUCCAACUGGGUCACCCCUGACACUCGCCCCUUCCUCAAUCUUGAUGAUACCGAAUACCUCUUCUUCCGCGUCCCCGACGAUCUCAAGCGCCUGUCAGGGAAGCAUCUGGCAUCACUCGCACCACAGGUUGAGGGAGCGCCAAAGACUUUUGGCUGCUUCGACUCCGAUCACAAGCUGGUCCAGGCCAUGGAGCCAUGCUCUGCACGUUGGAACAAGGUCAAGAGUUUUGCCAGGGCAGCUUGGUGGAACAUCAAGUGUGCCGCGAUCCUGCCGAUGUGGAGACCCAAUCCCAAGUGUCCCUUCGACCGUAUCGCAGGGGAGAAGUAUCAUGACGGGUUGAUUGAGCAAGAGGUGGAGUUGGAGCCAUACACUGACAACAUGCCAUGGGAAGAAAUGGCCGUGGAUCAUCCUGGCAGUCCAGAUGAAUCAGCAGAUCCAGAUGACGACGAGGAUGCAGAUGGUGAUGAUGACCGAGAUGGUGAUGAUGACCGAGACGAUGAUGAAGAUCCAGAUGAGGAGGAGGACCUGGAAGAAGAUAACGAGGACCACGAGAAGAAGGGCCAUGACAUGGGCCACCACGAUGGACUUUGA
Aureobasidium uvarum is the source of this 1770-nucleotide messenger RNA. NCBI's taxonomy places the organism in Eukaryota, Fungi, Ascomycota, Dothideomycetes, Dothideales, Saccotheciaceae. The record is from the annotation of a GenBank genome assembly.